Messenger RNA from Aspergillus mulundensis, 2019 nucleotides. Its product is annotated as transcription factor domain-containing protein. The coding region runs from base 1 to 2019 and encodes 672 amino acids. Gene Ontology annotation, biological process: DNA-templated transcription. The transcript has a single exon. Gene Ontology annotation, molecular function: DNA binding; zinc ion binding. The record is from RefSeq and is a predicted model, not a curated record. NCBI's taxonomy places the organism in Eukaryota, Fungi, Ascomycota, Eurotiomycetes, Eurotiales, Aspergillaceae.
AUGGAAACCCCCGAAAUCGGCUCCUUGACAGCCCACUCACCCCAAGAAAGCCAAUUCGUCGGCUCCUCCAGCGGCGUCUUCUUCAUCAACACCGUCCGCCGCGCAUUCGGCUCAACAUCGCGCGAAUUCCCCCAGCCGGAGGACACACUAGUGGGAAGCGAAGACACAUUACACGGUCUGCACCGGAACAGUCCACACGGCGAGUCCGAAGAAACGCCAGUCUCACGGUGGGAAUAUGACUCCUCCAUCGCGUGCGUGCUGGGCCUAGCCCCGCCGCAAUCGCUAGCGAGGGAUUUGAUGAUGGUGUACUUUAAAGUGUGGCAUCCGCUGUUUCCGUUCUUGCAUGGGCCGACGUUUUUGAGGGCUAUGGAGGGGUUGUAUAGGGGUUCUGGGGACGGGAACGGGGACGGAAUUGAGGCCGGCGACAAGAACCAGCACAAGGAAAUCACCUCAACCGCCUGGACGGCAAUCUUCCAAUGCAUCUUCCAUCUCGCGAGUUUGGUCUCUCCUGAACUGCAACUCCCCCCGGAAUGUCACAUCCAACCGCCCAUAAGCGCCAGCAUCCACACCCUCCUCACACCACUGACUGCGCGGCAUGACCUCCUCUCCCUGCAGGCCUUGCUCGCAGCGCAAUUGUACCUCGUGGCAACCAUGUCCCUGCGCACCGCAUCCACAGUGGGCGGGUGCAUGCUACGCUCAAUGCUGCACGCCGGGCUACACAGAUGUCCAUUCCGGUACAGGGAACUCUCCGCGUCUGCGUCCUCACAGCACCGGCAUCUCCGCAAGCGUAUCUUCUGGAGCGCAUACGCGCUGGAUCGGUAUCUAAGCCAGGCACUUGGACUGCCGCUUGGUGUCCAGGACUCCGACAUCGACGUUUGUCCGCCCGGCGCACCAGAGGCGCAUAGGCCAUUGGUGCAUCUGCCAACAGCAAACUCCGCGAAUCCAAAAGAGACACCGAACGAAGCAGAAGCAGCAGCAGAAGCCGAGCGCACAAGGAAGGAAACCCCCUUCGCAAGCUACGUCCAGUCGGGCAAACUCACCGGCGAAGCCCUCGAGCUCUUCCACAAGUCCAUCUACGUGCGCUCGAUAUCCCAGACAUCUGUGCUAUUGCUGACGACCUCUGUGCAUAAAUGGUGGAAUGGACUCGACUUGCCUGCCCCGCCAGUGCCACAGCCGUCCACAUCCGCAUCUUUACGCAGCAGCAAAGAAACCGCAGGAGCCUCAUCCGACCUCGAAAAACCCUUCAACUACACCCCCUUCUUCACAAUCCUCUACCACCACCUCCUCUUACUCCUGCACCGCCCCUCCCUCUCCCUCCCCAGCAGCACACCGGAAUUCGCAUCCGCCCUACAAUCCUGCAUCUCCGCAGCGCGCCACAUCCUCUCCGCCCUGACGACGCAAAAAGACGCAGGGCAGGCGCUUUUCUGGCCGGGCUUCCUAAGCGCCGCGUGGAUGGCGGGCCUCGUGCUCGCGUUCGCGUGCCAGCUGGGCCAGUAUGUUCUUGCGAAGGGGUGUGCCGAGAUCGAGGCUUGCUUGGCGAUCUUGAAGAGUAUGGCGGGGCAGUGGGAGCCUGCGAGGCAUUGUCAUCGGGCGUUGGGGCUGCUUCUUCGGGCUGUGGAGAGGGGGGAUGGGCGGGCUGGCGGUGGCGGUGGCGGGUUGGCUACGGCGGCUGGCGCUGAUGGGCAGGGUCUUGGGUUUGCUGGGUUGGGGGGUGAGAAUGGGGAGGUGUCAGCGGUAAUGGGAGAAACGGGGUCAACGAUGAACCCGCGCAAGAGACGAAGGGUGGAACCGUCUUAUUCGACUGGUGUACAAUCACAGGACUUUCUGGAGGAUGAGCGGAUGAAUGCAGACUCGGCUCUUCUUGGAGAGAACGCUUUGGAUACCCAAGGCGAGAUGAUGGGGCAAGAUGUCAGCUGGGACCAGUCGUUGGGGUUGGAUAUGAACAUGGUCGAUCUGUUGCAAGAGGGGAAUUUCGACAGUCUGAUGGAUUUGUUCGGGCAGCAGUAUCCAACUUUCUAG